GCCUGGAGUGUGCAGAGAAGUUAGGAUCGCCAGCGAAAAGUUUGAGAAAAGUUUUCUCGCUCGGGGGAAAGAGAGGAGAAGGACGUACUGGCCUUGGAGGAAGUUUACAAGAGUGAUCCCAGAAUGAAGGGCUUGUCAGUGUGAGGAGCGGUUGAGGACUCUGGGGUCUCCGUAUUACUGGAUCAGCUGUGUCCCAGCAGCGCAGCUUCCACACAUAAAAGGAUGACUGAUGAACAGUUUGAGGUUGGCCCACCACCCUUGCACAAUAUGUACCAAGCUUUGUCAGAAUGCCAGACAGGCCUCAUGUUUCAAUCUGAACAGAAGAAGUUGGAUGAGGCAACAUACAAACUGGACAAACUAUCGCAGGAGCUGGACUCGAUGUGGUCCACACAGAGCAGCCCUGUGGUUACUGAUGCGGCUCCAUCUGACAGCAAGACCUUUUGGAAAGAGAGCUCAAUGACCGCCUCGCCAUCAUCCAAUGUGUACGGCCCAAGCUGGAUGGAGUCACAGACGAAACGUGACGAGCUGUUGCCAGUUGUUAGCGUGACUCGAUCGCCCUCUCCACGGACAUCACCAGCCUACACACCGCUGCCCCCACAGCAGCCUUCUUCAUCCUAUGCUUUCAGUCCUCUGUUCGAUCGCGCGCCCUCUCCCCGUGCAAUGAUGCCCGGUUCGCCAGUGGUGCUUCAGCAGGAGCCCCGUGCUCCAUUGGACCGAGCACCCUCUCCCCGUGCCAUGAUGCCCGGUUCCCCAAUGCUGAUUCAGCAGGAUCCCCGUGCUCCUUUGGACCGAGCACCCUCUCCCCGUGCCAUGAUGCCCGGUUCCCCAAUGGUGCUUCAGCAGGAUCCCCGUGUUCCAUUGGACCGAGCGCCCUCUCCCUGGGCAAUGAUGCCCGGUUCCCCAAUGGUGCUUCAGCAGGAUCCCCGUGCUCCUUUGGACCGAGCGCCCUCUCCCCGGGCAAUGAUGCCCGGUUCCCCAAUGGUGCUUCAGCAGGAUCCCCGUGCUCCAUUGGACCGAGUGCCCUCUCCCCGGGCAAUGAUGCCCGGUUCCCCAAUGCUGAUUCAGCAGGAGCCCCGUGCUCCAUUGGACCGAGCACCCUCACCCUGGGCAAUGAUGCCCGGUUCCCCAAUGGUGCUUCAGCAGGAUCCCCGUGCUCCAUUGGACCGAGCGCCCUCUCCCCGGGCAAUGAUGCCCAGUUCCCCAAUGGUGCUUCAGCAGGAUCCCCGUGCUCCACUGGACCGAGCACCAUCUCCCCGACCCGGGUUUCUCCCUGUGACCCCGUUCGAGAAUCCCGAACCCUCCAUCCAUCCCCUUGUGGGUGCUGCCCAUGAAGCCCAGACUUUGCCCAGUGGGACCAUGGAGAGCCCUCUCCCCCAGCAGCCAGGCUUGCUCAGUUCAGUGCCGUCAGCCUACCCCGGAACCUUGGGGCCCACCAGAGUAUCCCCCCGUGAGAACUUUCUACCACCGCUUUCUGCUGCCUCCCGGCUUCCCCCGGACCACUACAAGGCUGAGGAUGGACGAGGCAUGAGUGGCUUCGCACUCGAUCCUGGAGUGCUGAACCUCAGUAAAGAUGACAGUUUGAAGAAGAAGAAACCGGGUGUGUGGGCUGAGGCCGAUUUGGACAUUGCAUACGAGAAGAGACCGUCACAGAACCCUAGCUAUGAAACCAAUCAUGAACAGAACUGGAGCACAGCGAAGCAUGAAGGGAGCUGGAGGCAAACAGACCUCGAUUUGGCCGUUUUCCCAAGCAAGACUGCAGGAGGAAGAAACAAGGCAUUCAAUUCGAUUCAAAUAUACGGGACCCUACCCAAAGGGGCUGUCCCACUCCACUGGAGACAUGAGACAGUCCAGCAGCAGAGGAGACCCCCACUGCUCAUCUCCCCCCAGCACAACCCCCGGCCCAACCUGCCAUCCCCAAUCGUGUCCCGGACCAAUGUGCCACCACACAACCCCCGACCCUCGUUCAUCAAGGAGCGCAGAAACGUCCUGCCCCUCUCAGUGCUGAUCAGACCCACCAUCGUCAAACAAGGCCGGGGAAGGAUGACUGCUGGGGCUAGGCUCCCUCAGGGCCAGAUCGCUGCCCCUCCAACGAUGAGAUACCCACAGCUUCAGCCUGUAGCAGAAGUUGGCAGGAAGGUGCCCGAUUUCUCAGCUCUGCCCUUGGAUGCCAUGCACUCCCCCUUUCCUCUGGCAGAGAUGGGCGAGGUAGAGACAGAGAUCGCCAACAUCCUGCAGCCUGGAGACUCUCCUGAUUCGGAGAGUAUUCCCCGGCCCCUGUCCCCCACACGCCUGCAGCCGGUCUCCCUGCCAGACUCUGAGGCUAUCCAGGACAUGGAGGAGCUGAUGCGUAUCCGAGCUGCCAUUCCGCGUCCCCUAAAGAGGCGGACAUCCAUCGAACAGCCAGUGCAGCAGCUGGUCCCCAUGCAGAAGCAAGCGCGCCUGUACCAGCAGCUCACCAAGCUCUUCACUCGCAGUGGGGCCAGCCAGCGGAAGCAUCAGGAACCUGCCGAGGGCAGUACCUUACCCAGCUCGCCACAUACCUCACCCACUUCAGACACUCACCCCUCCCCGAAUCUCCCCACACCGAUACUGGAAUUUCCAUCAUCGCCUUCCACAUUACCCGUGAAGCGUUCAAUUCUGAAGCAGGGAGACAGCUCUGGACCGAGUACUAAGAUGAGAGCACGGCUGAAUCCUUUAGUGGUGUUGCUGGACGCUGCAUUACUUGGGGAGCUGGAGGUGGUGAAGCGAGUGGUGUUCGAGAUGGAUGACCCGAGCCAGUCCAAUGACGAGGGGAUCACAGGGCUCCACAACGCAGUGUGUGGCGGCCAUUAUGACAUCGUCGAGUUUCUGGUCAACUCUGGAGUCAACAUCAACGCAGCCGAUGGCUACGGAUGGACUCCCCUGCACUGUGCAGCGUCUUGUAAUGACUUGGCAAUCUGCACUUUCCUGGUGAAAAAGGGAGCAGCCAUCUUCUCAACAACUCUGAGUGAUGGAGAGACGGCUGCAGAGAAAUGUGACCGGUACUUGGAUGGUUACGAGGAAUGUGCACGGUUUCUGUUCAGUGCUGAGCAGCAAGCUGGAAUGAUGAACAGUGCUGUGGUGUAUGCGCUGUGGGAUUAUGAGGCAGAGAACAGCGACGAGCUCUCCUUCCGUGAAGGCGAGACCAUCACCAUCCUGCAGCGGGGGGACAAGGAGGAGAAGAACUGGUGGUGGGCAUCACUUUAUGGCCGAGAGGGUUACGUCCCCUACAACCUCCUUGGGUUGUUUCCCAGAGUGAGGCCAGCAGUGUAGGAGGGGGAAUGCGUCCUCUCCAUGGACAGACUGCACCAGUUCCAUCUGACGGCAGUGGGAACGCCGAGUGCUGCAGCUUGGACAGUCAGCCAAUGCUGGGUGACCUGCUGGUCCGGAAUUCCGAGUGGGAACGCUACCGAAUAACAAGUUUUCCAUUCUUCAGACUGUCAGCUGCCAUCCUGCACAUUUGUAGAGUCAUGGGAGCAUGGAAAAGAGGCCGUUCAGCCCAUCGAGUUCCAUGCCAUACCCAACUGGCAGUGCAAUAGCUGAGCCCCAUUCGCAUGCCAUACUGCAACAUGGUGGCAGUGCCACAACUCCUCCUCGUUUGGUUAUUGAUCACAAUGUAACUCAAACCUUUUGAGAUCAAAGGAUUCCAAUUUAACUCCUCCUCUUCUCAUCCUGCAAUUCUUGGCUGAAUGACAGCCCCUCUCGGAGGAAGGUGGUUACUCUCAUUAUCCAUCCAUAUUUCCGUCAAGACAGCCUGUGACACACAAUGAUGAACUUUCCAAGGACGUUGCGUUUGUAAAUUAUGUAAUCGAAAUUAAAUCCUUAUUCCAUUCCCACUGGGGACAAGCUCUUUUUCUUUUUCAUUCAUUUGUAUUUUCCUCCCUUUCUCUUCCACUGACCGGAUCGCACAGCUAGUGGUCAGGGACAGUGCUUGUUGGAGUGUUUUUUGAAUGUUUUAAUGGUUUAUACAGAUAUUAAAAUAAUA
Messenger RNA from Hemiscyllium ocellatum (epaulette shark), 4003 nucleotides. RefSeq names its product protein phosphatase 1, regulatory subunit 13 like (gene ppp1r13l). Gene Ontology annotation, molecular function: p53 binding. Gene Ontology annotation, cellular component: nucleus. The transcript has 14 exons. Lineage: Eukaryota; Metazoa; Chordata; Chondrichthyes; Orectolobiformes; Hemiscylliidae. Bases 223 to 3291 code for a protein of 1022 amino acids. The record is from RefSeq and is a predicted model, not a curated record. Gene Ontology annotation, biological process: regulation of apoptotic process.